This is a messenger RNA of Sapajus apella (tufted capuchin), 13792 nucleotides long. RefSeq names its product SMG1 nonsense mediated mRNA decay associated PI3K related kinase (gene SMG1). Gene Ontology annotation, molecular function: protein serine/threonine kinase activity; protein binding. The transcript is spliced from 62 exons. The coding region runs from base 1334 to 12325 and encodes 3663 amino acids. Gene Ontology annotation, biological process: protein phosphorylation; negative regulation of TORC1 signaling; DNA damage checkpoint signaling. Gene Ontology annotation, cellular component: nucleus. NCBI's taxonomy places the organism in Eukaryota, Metazoa, Chordata, Mammalia, Primates, Cebidae. The record is from RefSeq and is a predicted model, not a curated record.
ACCCAUGAGAUCGAGGCUGCAGUGAGCUGUGAUCAUGCCAGUGCACUCCAGCCUGGGUGAUAGAGUGAGACCCUGUCUCAAAAAGGAAACCAAUCACCCAUAAAUGAGUAAUUAAGACUUGGUUAUUGUAGACACUUAAUACUUAGAGAGCUAAGCUAGAUUUACCAAGAAGUUAUGUUAAUUUAAUAUUUCAGUAUCACAAAACUGAUGCAUACUCAUUUAUAAUUUUGACGUGCAGUGGUUCUGUUUUGUUUUAUUAAAUUUGAACUUAAAGUUCUCUGUGAGAAGAGAUUUGUAUAAUAAAUUCCCUGAGCCUCUCAAAUUAAUGUUUUAGCAAUAGACUCAUACUUAGAGCAGUAUUUCUGAUGUAAUGAUACACACAAGGCCCAGUGUUAUUCAUAGUUUCACCCUUUCUCUUAAUUCUUCAUUAAAGCAUGUUUGAAUCCAGGUAGGAGGCAUUACAGGGGAUAACCUUGAAUUUAUUUUUGAAGGGUAAAUCAUUUUCAAGUAGCAUUAACUGUUAGUGUAGAGAACAGCAUAUCCUACAACUGCUCUGUGACAAUGACACUAUUUUUGCUACUUUAGAGAAUAAGUACAUUCCUACUUCAUUGACUUUAGUGCAAAUCUCAUUUCCUGGUUUAUAUCCAUUACAAAUUAGAUAUGACCCUGAGAGCAAAAUCCCUUAAUAAACCUAGGUAAGAGCAAUUUGAAGUAAUAUGAUGCUUACUCCAGUGACACCACUAGGUGUGGUGUUUGCAUCAAGUCAUUUUGGGAUACUUUAUGGAAAUGCUUCCUAGUAAGGAGUUCCCUGACUUCACAUUUUACAGAGAUGACUCUCUCUUUUUCUCUCUAAUGCCUACAAGAACUAGACAGCAAGUCUGCAUUUAGUUAGGUGAUACUAUCCCCAGCACAUGGUGGAUUGUUAAUGUGAGGUCUGAGGAUUCCAGUCAUUUGAAACGAAUGGCCUCCUAGAUUUAUGGCAUUUUUCUGUAUAUUGAGAAUAGGUAACUAAAAUAAGUGGUAACUAUAUUUGCAUGUGAUUUGUAUGUUAUAGUUAACAUUUAAAUUCUUUUAAAUGUGCUAAAUUUUUUUUAGUUGCCACAUUAAGCCUCUUUCUUCUCUAAGGUGCAGAGUAGCUUUCCACCUCAAUUUUUGCUUUAAUGUAUGAACCCUAAUGGGACCAUAGUUCAACUAAAAGCACCUAACUCAUGAUUGAUAUUUGCUUCAUGUUUGAACAACAAAUGUUUUAACCCACUGUCUUCACUAAUAUUGUAACUGCUGUCUUACAGAUUGACUUGAUGCAAAACAUCACAAAGACUCCAUAUUAUACAGUAUGCGAUUUUUGAGAACUGAUAGUGCAUCAGCCGACCCAGAUAAUUUAAAAUAUUCUUCAUCCAGAGAUAGAGGUGGUUCUUCCUCUUAUGGACUGCAACCUUCAAAUUCAGCUGUGGUGUCUCGGCAAAGGCAUGAUGAUACCAGAGUUCAUGCUGACAUACAGAAUGACGAAAAGGGUGGCUACAGUGUCAAUGGAGGAUCUGGGGAAAAUACUUAUGGUCGGAAGUCGUUGGGGCAAGAGCUGAGGGUUAACAAUGUGACCAGCCCUGAGUUCACCAGUGUUCAGCAUGGCAGUCGUGCUUUAGCCACCAAAGACAUGAGGAAAUCACAGGAGCGAUCGAUGUCUUACUCUGAUGAGUCUCGACUGUCGAAUCUUCUUCGGAGGAUCACCCGGGAAGACGACAGAGACCGAAGACUGGCUACUGUAAAGCAGUUGAAAGAAUUUAUUCAGCAACCAGAAAAUAAGCUGGUACUAGUUAAACAAUUGGAUAAUAUCUUGGCUGCUAUACAUGAUGUGCUUAAUGAAAGUAGCAAAUUGCUUCAGGAGUUGAGACAGGAGGGAGCUUGCUGUCUUGGCCUUCUUUGUGCUUCUCUGAGCUAUGAGGCUGAGAAGAUCUUCAAGUGGAUUUUUAGCAAAUUUAGCUCAUCUGCAAAAGAUGAAGUUAAACUCCUCUACUUAUGUGCCACCUACAAAGCACUAGAGACUGUAGGAGAAAAGAAAGCCUUUUCAUCUGUAAUGCAGCUUGUAAUGACCAGCCUGCAGUCUAUUCUUGAAAAUGUGGAUACACCAGAAUUGCUUUGCAAAUGUGUUAAGUGCAUUCUUUUGGUGGCUCGAUGUUACCCUCAUAUUUUCAGCACUAAUUUUAGGGAUACAGUUGAUAUAUUAGUUGGAUGGCAUAUAGAUCAUACUCAGAAACCUUCGCUCACACAACAGGUGUCUGGGUGGUUGCAGAGUUUGGAGCCAUUUUGGGUAGCUGAUCUUGCAUUUUCUACCACUCUUCUUGGUCAGUUUCUAGAAGACAUGGAAGCAUAUGCUGAGGACCUCAGCCAUGUAGCCUCUGGGGAAUCAGUGGAUGAAGACGUCCCUCCUCCAUCAGUGUCAUUACCAAAACUGGCUGCACUUCUCCGGGUAUUUAGUACUGUGGUGAGGAGCAUUGGAGAACGCUUCAGCCCAAUUCGGGGUCCUCCAAUUACUGAGGCAUAUGUAACAGAUGUUCUGUACAGAGUAAUGAGAUGUGUGAAGGCUGCAAACCAGGUGUUUUUUUCUGAGGCUGUGUUGACAGCUGCUAAUGAAUGUGUUGGUGUUUUGCUCGGCAGCUUGGAUCCUAGCAUGACUAUACAUUGUGAGAUGGUCAUUACAUAUGGAUUAGACCAACUGGAGAACUGCCAGACUUGUGGUACCGAUUAUAUCAUCUCAGUAUUGAAUUUACUCACACUGAUUGUUGAACAGAUAAAUACAAAACUACCAUCAUCAUUUGUAGAAAAACUGUUUAUACCAUCAUCUAAACUACUAUUUUUGCGUUAUCAUAAAGAAAAAGAGGUUGUUGCUGUAGCCCAUGCUGUUUAUCAAGCAGUGCUCAGCUUGAAGAAUAUUCCUGUUUUGGAAACUGCCUAUAAGUUAAUAUUGGGAGAAAUGACUUGUGCCCUAAAUAACCUCCUACAUAGUCUGCAACUUCCUGAGGCCUGUUCUGAAAUAAAACACGAGGCUUUUAAGAAUCAUGUGUUCAAUGUAGACAAUGCAAAAUUUGUGGUUAUAUUUGAUCUCAGUGCCCUGACUACAAUUGGAAAUGCCAAAAACUCACUAAUAGGGAUGUGGGCGCUAUCUCCAACUGUCUUUGCACUUCUGAGUAAGAAUCUGAUGAUUGUGCACAGUGACCUGGCUGUUCACUUCCCUGCCAUUCAGUAUGCUGUGCUCUACACAUUGUAUUCUCAUUGUACCAGGCAUGAUCACUUUAUCUCUAGUAGCCUCAGUUCUUCUUCUCCUUCUUUGUUUGAUGGAGCUGUGAUUAGCACUGUAACUACAGCUACAAAGAAACAUUUCUCAAUUAUAUUAAAUCUUGUGGGAAUAUUACUUAAGAAAGAUAACCUUAAUCAGGACACGAGGAAACUGUUAAUGACGUGGGCUUUGGAAGUAGCUGUUUUAAUGAAGAAGUCCGAAACAUAUGCACCUUUAUUCUCUCUUCCGUCUUUCCAUAAAUUUUGCAAAGGCCUUUUAGCCAACACUCUCGUUGAAGAUGUGAAUAUCUGCCUGCAGGCGUGCAGCAGUCUACAUGCUCUGUCCUCUUCUUUGCCAGAUGAUCUUUUACAGAGAUGUGUUGAUGUUUGCCGUGUUCAACUAGUACACAGUGGAACUCGUAUUCGACAAGCAUUUGGAAAACUGUUGAAGUCAAUUCCUUUAGAUGUUGUCCUAAGCAAUAACAAUCACACAGAAAUUCAAGAAAUUUCUUUAGCAUUAAGAAGUCACAUGAGUAAAACACCAAGUAACACAUUCCACCCCCAAGAUUUCUCUGAUGUUAUUAGUUUUAUUUUGUAUGGGAACUCUCAUAGAACAGGAAAGGACAAUUGGUUGGAAAGACUGUUCUAUAGCUGCCAGAGACUAGAUAAGCGUGACCAGUCAACAAUUCCACGCAAUCUCCUCAAGACAGAUGCUGUCCUUUGGCAGUGGGCCAUAUGGGAAGCUGCACAAUUCACUGUUCUUUCUAAGCUGAGAACCCCACUGGGUAGAGCUCAAGACACCUUCCAGACAAUUGAAGGUAUCAUUCGAAGUCUCGCAGCUCACACAUUAAACCCUGAUCAAGAUGUUAGUCAGUGGACAACUGCAGACAAUGAUGAAGGGCAUGGUAACAACCAACUUAGACUUAUUCUUCUUCUGCAGUAUCUGGAAAAUCUGGAGAAAUUAAUGUAUAAUGCAUACGAGGGAUGUGCUAAUGCAUUAACAUCACCUCCCAAGGUCAUUAGAACAUUUUUCUAUACCAAUCGCCAAACUUGUCAGGACUGGCUAACGCGGAUUCGACUCUCCAUCAUGAGAGUAGGCUUAUUGGCAGGCCAGCCUGCUGUGACAGUAAGACACGGCUUUGACUUGCUUACAGAGAUGAAAGCAACCAGCCUAUCUCAGGGGAAUGAAUUGGAAGUAACCAUUAUGAUGGUGGUAGAAGCACUGUGUGAACUUCAUUGUCCUGAAGCUAUACAGGGAAUUGCUGUCUGGUCAUCAUCUAUUGUUGGAAAAAAUCUUCUGUGGAUUAACUCAGUAGCUCAACAGGCUGAAGGGAGGUUUGAAAAGGCCUCUGUGGAGUACCAGGAACACCUGUGUGCCAUGACAGGUGUUGAUUGCUGCAUCUCCAGCUUUGACAAAUCUGUGCUCACCUUAGCCAAUGCUGGGCGUAACAGUGCCAGCCCGAAACAUUCUCUGAACGGUGAAUCCAGGAAAACUGUGCUGUCCAAACCGACCGAAUCUUCCCCUGAGGUUAUAAAUUAUUUAGGAAAUAAAGCAUGUGAGUGCUACAUCUCAAUUGCUGAUUGGGCUGCUGUGCAGGAAUGGCAGAAUGCUAUCCAUGACUUGAAAAAGAGUACCAGUAGCACUUCCCUCAACCUGAAAGCUGACUUCAACUAUAUAAAGUCAUUAAGCAGUUUUGAGUCUGGAGAAUUUGUUGAAUGUACCGAGCAGUUAGAAUUGUUACCAGGAGAAAAUAUCAAUCUACUUGCUGGAGGAUCAAAAGAAAAAAUAGAUAUGAAAAAACUGCUUCCUAAUAUGUUAAGUCCAGAUCCAAGGGAACUUCAGAAAUCCAUUGAAGUUCAAUUGUUGAGAAGUUCUGUUUGUUUGGCAACUGCUUUAAACCCUAUAGAACAAGAUCAGAAGUGGCAGUCUAUAACAGAAAAUGUGGUAAAGUACUUGAAGCAAACAUCCCGCAUCGCUAUUGGACCUCUGAGACUUUCUACUUUAACAGUUUCACAGUCUUUGCCAGUUCUAAGUACCUUGCAGCUGUAUUGCUCAUCUGCUUUGGAGAACACAGUUUCUAACAAACUUUCAACAGAGGACUGUCUUAUUCCGCUCUUCAGUGAAGCUUUACGUUCAUGUAAACAGCAUGAUGUGAGGCCAUGGAUGCAGGCAUUAAGGUAUACUAUGUACCAGAAUCAGUUGUUGGAGAAAAUUAAAGAACAAACAGUCCCAAUUAGAAGCCAUCUCAUGGAAUUAGGUCUAACAGCAGCAAAAUUUGCUAGAAAACGAGGGAAUGUGUCCCUUGCAACAAGACUGCUGGCACAGUGCAGUGAAGUUCAGCUGGGAAAGACUACCACUGCACAGGAUUUAGUCCAACAUUUUAAAAAACUAUCAACUCAAGGUCAGGUGGAUGAAAAAUGGGGGCCUGAACUUGACAUUGAAAAAACCAAAUUGCUAUAUACAGCAGGUCAGUCAACACAUGCAAUGGAAAUGUUGAGUUCUUGUGCCAUAUCUUUCUGUAAGUCUGCAAAAGCUGAAUAUGCAGUUGCUAAGUCAAUUCUGACACUGGCUAAAUGGAUCCAGGCAGAAUGGAAAGAAAUUUCAGGACAGCUGAAACAGGUUUACAGAGCUCAGCAUCAACAGAACUUCACAGGUCUCUCUACUUUGUCUAAAAACCUACUCACUUUAAUAGAACUGCCAUCUGUUAAUGCAAUGGAAGAAGAGUAUCCUCGGAUUGAGAGCGAAUCUACAGUGCAUAUUGGAGUUGGAGAACCUGACUUCAUUUUGGGACAGUUGUAUCACCUGUCUUCAGUACAGGCACCUGAAGUAGCCAAAUCUUGGGCAGCAUUGGCCAGCUGGGCUUAUAGGUGGGGCAGAAAGGUGGUUGACAAUGCCAGUCAGGGGGAAGGUGUUCGCCUGCUGCCUAGAGAAAAAUCUGAAGUUCAAAAUCUGCUUCCAGACACUAUAACUGAGGAGGAGAAAGAGAGAAUAUAUGGUAUUCUUGGACAGGCUGUAUGUCGGCCGGCGGGGAUUCAGGAUGAAGAUAUAACGCUUCAGAUAACUGAGAGUGAAGAUAAUGAAGAAGAUGACAUGGUUGAUGUUAUCUGGCGUCAGUUAAUAUCAAGCUGCCCAUGGCUUUCAGAACUUGAUGAAAGUGCAACUGAAGGAGUUAUUAAAGUGUGGAGGAAAGUUGUAGAUAGAAUAUUCAGCCUCUACAAACUCUCUUGCAGUGCAUACUUUACUUUCCUUAAACUCAACGCUGGUCAAAUUCCUUUAGAUGAGGAUGACCCUAGGCUGCAUUUAAGUCACAGAGCAGAACAGAGCACUGAUGACGUGAUUGUGAUGGCCACAUUGCGCCUGCUGCGGUUGCUCGUGAAGCACGCUGGCGAGCUUCGGCAGUAUCUGGAGCACGGCUUGGAAACGACACCCACUGCGCCUUGGAGAGGAAUUAUUCCACAACUUUUCUCACGCUUAAACCACCCUGAAGUGUACGUGCGCCAAAGCAUUUGUAACCUUCUCUGUCGCGUGGCUCAAGAUUCCCCACAUCUCAUAUUGUAUCCUGCAAUAGUGGGUACCAUAUCGCUUAGUAGUGAAUCCCAGGCUUCAGGAAAUAAAUUUUCCUCUGCAAUUCCAACUUUACUUGGCAAUAUUCAAGGAGAAGAAUUGCUGGUUUCCGAAUGUGAGGGAGGAAGUCCUCCUGCAUCUCAGGAUAGCAUUAAGGAUGAACCUAAAAGUGGAUUAAAUGAAGACCAAGCCAUGAUGCAGGAUUGCUACAGCAAAAUUGUAGAUAAGCUGUCCUCUGCAAACCCAACCAUGGUGUUACAGGUUCAGAUGCUCGUGGCUGAACUGCGCAGGGUCACUGUGCUCUGGGAUGAGCUCUGGCUAGGAGUUUUGCUGCAGCAACACAUGUACGUCCUGAGACGAAUUCAGCAGCUCGAAGAUGAGGUGAAGAGAGUCCAGAACAACAACACCUUACGCAAAGAAGAGAAAAUUGCAAUCAUGCGGGAGAAGCACACAGCUUUGAUGAAGCCCAUUGUAUUUGCUUUGGAGCACGUAAGGAGUAUCACAGUGGCUACUGCAGAAACACCUCAUGAAAAAUGGUUUCAGGAUAACUAUGGUGAUGCCAUUGAAAAUGCCCUGGAAAAAUUGAAGACCCCAUCCAACCCUGCAAAGCCUGGGAGCAGCUGGAUUCCAUUUAAAGAGAUAAUGCUAAGUUUGCAACAGAGAGCACAGAAACGUGCAAGUUACAUCUUGCGUCUUGAAGAAAUCAGUCCGUGGUUGGCUGCCAUGACUAACACUGAAAUUGCUCUUCCUGGGGAAGUCUCAGCCAGAGAUACUGUCACAAUCCAUAGUGUGGGUGGAACCAUCACAAUCUUACCGACUAAAACCAAGCCAAAGAAACUUCUCUUUCUUGGAUCAGAUGGGAAGAGCUAUCCUUAUCUUUUCAAAGGACUGGAGGAUUUACAUCUGGAUGAGAGAAUAAUGCAGUUCCUAUCUAUUGUGAAUACCAUGUUUGCUACAAUUAAUCGCCAAGAAACACCCCGGUUCCAUGCUCGACAUUAUUCUGUAACACCGUUAGGAACAAGAUCAGGACUAAUCCAGUGGGUGGAUGGAGCCACACCCUUAUUUGGUCUUUACAAACGAUGGCAACAACGGGAAGCUGCUUUACAAGCACAAAAGGCCCAAGAUUCCUACCAGACUCCCCAGAAUCCUGGAAUUGUACCCCGUCCCAGUGAACUUUAUUAUAGUAAAAUUGGCCCUGCUUUGAAAACAGUUGGGCUUAGCCUGGAUGUGUCCCGUCGGGAUUGGCCUCUUCAUGUAACGAAGGCAGUAUUAGAAGAGUUAAUGGAGGCCACACCCCCAAAUCUCCUUGCCAAAGAGCUCUGGUCAUCUUGCACAACACCCGAUGAGUGGUGGAGAGUUACGCAGUCUUAUGCAAGAUCUACUGCAGUCAUGUCUAUGGUUGGAUACAUAAUUGGCCUUGGAGAUAGACAUCUGGAUAACGUUCUCAUAGACAUGACAACCGGAGAAGUUGUUCACAUAGAUUACAAUGUUUGCUUUGAAAAAGGUAAAAUAAAAGUGUACUUUACAUUUGUGAGGGUCAAAUGUUUUUUGGUGAAAGGGCAAAAAUACAAUGAUUUGUCUUUUCAAGGUAAAAGCCUUAGAGUUCCUGAGAAAGUACCUUUUCGAAUGACACAAAACAUUGAAACAGCACUGGGUGUAACUGGAGUAGAAGGUGUAUUUAGGCUUUCAUGUGAGCAGGUUUUACACAUUAUGCGGCGUGGCAGAGAGACCCUGCUGACACUGCUAGAGGCCUUUGUGUACGACCCCCUGGUGGACUGGACUGCAGGAGGCGAGGCUGGGUUUGCUGGUGCCGUUUAUGGUGGAGGUGGCCAGCAGGCCGAGAGCAAGCAGAGCAAGAGAGAGAUGGAGCGAGAGAUCACCCGAAGCCUGUUUUCUUCUAGAGUAGCUGAGAUUAAGGUGAACUGGUUUAAGAAUAGAGAUGAGAUGCUGGUUGUGCUUCCCAAGCUGGACAGUAGCUUAGAUGAAUAUUUAAGCUUGCAAGAGCAACUGACAGAUGUGGAAAAACUGCAGGGCAAACUACUGGAGGAAAUAGAGUUUCUAGAAGGAGCUGAAGGGGUGGAUCAUCCUUCUCAUACUCUGCAACACAGGUAUUCUGAACACACCCAGCUGCAGACUCAGCAAAGAGCUGUUCAGGAAGCAAUCCAGGUGAAGCUGAAUGAAUUUGAACAAUGGAUAACACAUUAUCAGGCUGCAUUCAAUAAUUUAGAAGCAACACAGCUUGCAAGCUUGCUUCAAGAGAUAAGCACACAAAUGGACCUUGGUCCUCCAAGUUAUGUGCCAGCAACAGCCUUUCUGCAGAAUGCUGGCCAGGCCCACUUGAUUAGCCAGUGCGAGCAACUGGAGGGGGAGGUUGGUGCUCUCCUGCAGCAGAGGCGGUCAGUGCUCCGUGGCUGUCUGGAACAACUGCAUCACUAUGCAACCGUGGCUCUGCAGUAUCCAAAGGCCAUAUUUCAGAAACAUCGAAUUGAACAGUGGAAAACCUGGAUGGAAGAGCUCAUAUGUAACACCACAGUAGAGCGUUGUCAAGAACUCUAUAGGAAAUAUGAAAUGCAGUAUGCUCCCCAGCCACCCCCAACAGUGUGUCAGUUCAUCACUGCCACUGAAAUGACCCUGCAGCGGUAUGCAGCAGACAUCAACAGCAGGCUUAUUAGACAAGUGGAACGCCUGAAACAAGAAGCCGUCACUGUUCCAGUUUGUGAAGACCAGUUGAAAGAAAUUGAACGUUGCAUUAAAGUUUUCCUUCAUGAGAAUGGAGAAGAAGGAUCUUUGAGUCUAGCAAGUGUCAUUAUUUCUGCCCUUUGUACCCUUACAAGGCGUAACCUAAUGAUGGAAGGUGCAGCGUCAAGUGCUGGAGAACAGCUGGUUGAUCUGACUUCUCGGGAUGGAGCCUGGUUCUUGGAGGAACUCUGCAGUAUGAGUGGAAACGUCACCUGCUUGGUUCAGUUACUGAAACAGUGCCACCUGGUGCCACAGGACUUAGACAUCCCAAACCCCAUGGAAGCGUCUGAGACAGUUCACUUAGCCAAUGGAGUGUACACCUCACUUCAGGAAUUAAACUCAAAUUUCCGGCAAAUCAUAUUUCCAGAAGCACUUCGAUGUUUAAUGAAAGGGGAAUACACAUUAGAAAGUAUGCUGCAUGAACUGGAUGGUCUUAUCGAGCAGACCACUGAUGGCGUUCCCCUGCAGACUCUAGUGGAAUCUCUUCAGGCCUACUUAAGAAAUGCAGCUAUGGGACUGGAAGAAGAAACACAUGCUCAUUACAUCGAUGUUGCCAGACUACUACAUGCUCAGUAUGGUGAAUUAAUUCAACCAAGAAAUGGUUCAGUUGAUGAAACACCCAAAAUGUCAGCCGGCCAGAUGCUUUUGGUAGCAUUUGAUGGCAUGUUUGCUCAAGUUGAAACUGCUUUCGGCUUAUUAGUUGAAAAGUUGAACAAGAUGGAGAUUCCUAUAGCUUGGCGAAAGAUUGACAUCAUAAGGGAAGCCAGGAGUACUCAAGUUAAUUUUUUUGAUGAUGAUAAUCACCGGCAGGUGCUAGAAGAGAUUUUCUUUCUAAAAAGACUACAGACGAUUAAGGAGUUCUUCAGGCUCUGUGGUACCUUUUCUAAAACAUUGUCAGGAUCAAGUUCACUUGAAGAUCAGAAUACUGUGAAUGGGCCUGUACAGAUUGUCAAUGUGAAAACCCUUUUUAGAAACUCUUGUUUCAGUGAAGACCAAAUGGCCAAACCUAUCAAGGCAUUCACAGCUGACUUUGUGAGGCAGCUCUUGAUAGGACUACCCAACCAAGCCCUCGGACUUACACUGUGCAGUUUUAUCAGUGCUCUGGGUGUAGACAUCAUUGCUCAAGUAGAGGCAAAGGACUUUGGUGCCGAAAGCAAAGUUUCUGUCGAUGAUCUUUGUAAGAAAGCGGUGGAACAUAACAUCCAGGUUGGAAAGUUCUCUCAGUUGGUUAUGAAUAGGGCGACUGUGUUAGCAAGUUCUUACGACACUGCCUGGAAGAAGCAUGACUUGGUGCGAAGGCUGGAAACCAGUAUUUCUUCUUGUAAGACAAGCCUGCAGCGGGUUCAGCUGCAUAUUGCCAUGUUUCAGUGGCAACAUGAAGAUCUACUUAUCAAUAGACCACAAGCCAUGUCAGUCACACCUCCUCCACGGUCUGCUAUCCUAACCAGCAUGAAAAAGAAACUGCAUACCCUGAGCCAAAUUGAAACUUCUAUUGCAACAGUUCAGGAGAAGCUCGCAGCACUUGAAGCAAGUAUUGAACAGCGACUCAAGUGGGCAGGUGGUGCCAACCCUGCACUGGCCCCUGUGCUACAAGAUUUUGAAGCAACAAUAGCUGAAAGAAGAAAUCUUGUCCUUAAAGAGAGCCAAAGAGCAAGUCAGGUCACUUUUCUCUGCAGCAAUAUCAUUCAUUUUGAAAGUUUACGAACAAGAACUGCAGAAGCCUUAAACCUGGAUGCGGCAUUAUUUGAACUAAUCAAGAGAUGUCAGCAGAUGUGUUCAUUUGCGUCACAGUUUAACAGUUCAGUGUCUGAGUUAGAGCUUCGUUUAUUACAGAGAGUGGACACUGGUCUUGAACAUCCUAUUGGCAGCUCUGAAUGGCUUUUGUCAGCACACAAGCAAUUGACCCAGGAUAUGUCUACUCAGAGGGCAAUUCAGACAGAGAAAGAGCAGCAGAUAGAAACGGUCUGUGAAACAAUUCAGAAUCUGGUUGAUAAUAUAAAGAUUGUGCUCACUGGUCAUAACCGACAGCUUGGAGAUGUCAAACAUCUCUUGAAGGCUAUGGCUAAGGAUGAAGAAGCUGCUCUGUCAGAUGGUGAAGAUGUUCCCUAUGAGAACAGUGUUAGGCAGUUUUUGGGUGAAUAUAAAUCAUGGCAAGACAACAUUCAAACAGUUCUGUUUACAUUAGUCCAGGCUAUGGGUCAGGUUCGAAGUCAAGAACAUGUUGAAAUGCUCCAGGAAAUCACUCCCACCUUGAAAGAACUGAAAACACAAAGUCAGAGUAUCUAUAAUAAUUUAGUGAGUUUUGCAUCACCCUUAGUCACCGAUGCAACAAAUGAAUGUUCGAGUCCAACGUCAUCUGCUACUUAUCAGCCAUCCUUUGCUGCAGCAGUCCGGAGCAACACUGGCCAGAAGACUCAGCCUGAUGUCAUGUCACAGAAUGCUAGAAAGCUGAUCCAGAAAAAUCUUGCUACAUCAGCUGAUACUCCACCAAGCACUGUUCCAGGAACUGGCAAGAGUGUUGCUUGUAGUCCUAAAAAGGCAGUCAGAGACCCUAAAACUGGGAAAGCGGUGCAAGAGAGAAACUCCUAUGCAGUGAGUGUGUGGAAGAGAGUGAAAGCCAAGUUAGAGGGCCGAGAUGUUGAUCCGAAUAGGAGGAUGUCAGUUGCUGAACAGGUUGACUAUGUCAUUAAGGAAGCAACUAAUCUAGAUAACUUGGCUCAGCUGUAUGAAGGUUGGACAGCCUGGGUGUGAAUGGUGAGAUAGUAGAUGAGUCUGGUUAAGCGAGGUCGGACAUCCACCAGAAUCAACUCAGCCUCAGGCAUCCAAAGCCACACCACAGUCGGUGGUGAUGCAACUGGGGGCUUACUCUGAGGAAACCUAGGAAAUCUCGGUGCACUAGGAAGUGAAUCCUGCAGGACAGCUGCACUCAGGGAUACUCCCAACACCAUGGCCUGCAACCCCAGGGUCAAGGGUGAAGGAAAGCAAGCUCACCGCCUGAACACGGAGAUUGUCUUUCUGCCACAGAACAGCAGCAAACGUGUCAGGAGGUUAGCUGCAGAAAGAAAUCGGGAUGCCACGGAGCACAGAGUGAUUUGGAACUCCAUUCCACCUGACCCUGUGUGUACAAUCCAGGAAAAAACAAAUCCCGUUCAGAAACAGAGAAAACUGGGGCCGCGAAGAAAUCACAGCCAAGGAAGAUUUGAUGCAUUCAGAUUCUCGUGUAACACUUGUUGCCUGGCAACAGUACUGGUUGGGUUGACCAGUAAGUACAAACAGGCUAAAGGCUAUGCGAUACGAAUUUCAGAAAUGGACUGAAAAUGGAGAGCUAUGUAACAGAUACACUACAGUGGAAGAACUUAUUCUGAAAUGAAGGGAAAAAAACCACCCCAUCAUUCCCUGCUCCUUCCCACCACUUACCCGUUCCCUCUUUACCUAAUCUGGAGUAGAUUAGCCAUCUUUCAAAUUCACUUUUAUUUCAAUCCUUGUAUUUCAUAUACUUCCGUCUUGAUGCUGUUAACAACUUCUGAUAACAUGGAAACUUCAAGGAUUGUUUAAAGGUCUGAUGAUCACACACAAAAUGUAAUUCUGGUUAUUUAAGUCAUUUGUGAUUCUAUCAUGUACAGUUUCCAGAAUCGUCACUGUGCAUUAAAAAGUAAUGAAUCUAACAGACAUUUGAUUUAAUGUACACUCCCUUUUGCUUAUGGUGUGCAUUUUUUGGGGAGGUCAUUCAAAUUUUCCCUCUUAUGCGGUAGCUGUAGUUUCUUUCAUAGAAAGUAGCUAAUACAGUGUAAUCUUUUACCUUUUUAAAAACCAGGAUAGAGUAUCUAUUAGAGUUUUACACUGUUGAUGGUAGAUUAACAAUAAAGUGAUGUUCUGGUGGAGGUAGACUGAAAUUUUUUUUUAAUUCAUUUUUUUUCAUUUGAUACUUUUAAUUUAUCAAGUGUAAAUUAAAAGUUCUUUAGUUUACUUAGCAUUUUAGUACAUGUACGUGAAACAUCAGCAAAAAUGAGAUCCACCAACAUCUUUUAAGUUCAGUUAUUAGUCUGUGAAGUGCUUUACGUUUUGCACAAUUUUAAUAGCUUGUUAAUCAGUAAUACAUUAUAGUGAAUUCAUGAUCAAGGUUUCCUUAAAUUUAGCAUUGCAUUUCAUUACUGUGUAAGCUAAAUUGUUGAUCCAAUAUAAAAAUCCAGACUAGAAUAGGGUUCGUAAAAUCACGUA